AUGAUUUGCCUGUAUUGCGAUAAUCCCCAAGACAAAUGCAUAUGCAGAGCACCGAUCGGAAAGUGCACGCGUUCCGAAUUGCCGUCAGAUAUUUGCAAGUGUUACGAUUGCGAUCGUGAACAGAUUUCCAGAAAACCGGAUGAAAAUCAAACAAUACGGGUCACUAGUUGGAAACCGAGAAAGGAAAUCAGGUACUACUUCGCGAGAAAUUUCAAAGACUUACGGUCGGAUUCCAUCGAAGGAUGUCGUUGCCGUGAGAAGCCGAAACGACAGCCUCCUGAAGAGCUGCCUUAUCAGCGGCUAAAUAUCUUCUUGGACGUGAUGAACGAACUGCAGCAAAACAUGAGCGAGUCUGUAUGCUGCACACGAUGCUGGAAGAAUCCCUGCUGCUGCGGGUUGCGAGUUGAUCAAGAUGAGAGAAAGAAAGAAAAGAGAGCCGAAGAUUACCUCAGGGAUGAGCAUACAAACAUUAUUCCAAGUCGACGUAUUGGUUGUGUCUGUAAAUUGUCACCAUGCAGAUGUAGAAAAAGCAGACCUUUAAGACACUAUAAGAGGCCGUUAGCAAAGUGUUAUUAUUGUAAGAGUUUGCCUUGCACCUGCAUUACGGUGAGGUAG
This is a messenger RNA of Linepithema humile (Argentine ant), 615 nucleotides long. NCBI's taxonomy places the organism in Eukaryota, Metazoa, Arthropoda, Insecta, Hymenoptera, Formicidae. The record is from RefSeq and is a predicted model, not a curated record.